Molecule: messenger RNA, 1700 nt
Organism: Brassica napus (rape)
Lineage: Eukaryota; Viridiplantae; Streptophyta; Magnoliopsida; Brassicales; Brassicaceae
Exons: 5
Coding region: 637-1584 (315 amino acids)
Molecular function (GO): protein binding
Source: RefSeq, a predicted model, not a curated record
UAUUUAGAGCAUAAGAGUUUUUUCCAUCUUUAAUGAAAUAUUUUGGUCAUUUUUUUUAGAAAAUAUUUUUGGGACAAAACUCAAAAUAAUCUAUUUGAAAUAUUUAUUAGCCAUGCGUGUGGCCACCAUCAAUUAACAUGGGGUAAAAUUGGCGGCUCCCCGAGAUGCUUUCUGUGAAGUGUACUUAGGCGCUAGUCGGACUAUAUAAGGUGUAUGGAUAUCCGGAUUAUAAAAAAAAGUUUUUGAUGGUAGCAAGUAUAUAGAUGAGAUUUUCUUCAUUCAAAAUUGUGUUAAUUUGGUUUCUAAUCUUCUACAUUCACCACUCAAAUUUUCACUUCAAACAUGAAUUGUAUUUAAAGUCAAAAAUAAAUGACACAUGCUUAGUAACUAGACGCUAGUGUCUAGCAGUAUCAACGCAUGGAUUCACGAGUUACGACUCUUCGUUUUCUAAUAAAGUAAUUAUGAGACCGCUAGGCCUCUGGCCUUCCAUACCCAUAGUCCCAUGCAUGUUACUGUUAACAGCUUCCAAGAAACGUCUGUGCUUUAAAAACGUAGUUUUCUUUUUAUUUGUAUAUAAGAACAUUGAACACUCGGAUCUUGGUUAUAUUUUAGACUUGUACGUCGUCUUUGAGUAGAAUGAGUUCAAGCUCAGAAAUAGUAUCUACAAUUGUGAAGAAGUGGAGAGAGCAUCCACCUUCUUCUUACUCCCUCAAGGUUGACAACUUCAAACAGCUUGAGAAGUCAACAACGUCCUCUGAUGAUAAAUACCAGUCUCGUCUUUUUUCCUCGGGCGGAUAUAACUGGAAACUGAUCGUAUACCCACAAGGGAACAAAAAGGACAAUGGGGAAGGAUUCAUUUCGAUGUAUGUGGAAAUAGACAGCGAAAGCCUGACAUCAACACCACAAUGUGACGUGUUUGCGGAACUCAUUUUCUUUGUCUACAACAAGAAAGAAAACAAGUACUUUACUAUUCAAGAUGUAGAAGUAAAGCGGUUCAAUGCACUUAAGAAAAUAUGGGGGUUGCAGCAAGUUCUUCCAUCUGAUGCUUUCAAUAAACUUGAAAACGGAUACAUCUUCGAGGGAGAUCAAUGUGAGUUUGGUGUUGAGGUCAUUGUUCCUUCACCCCUUACCAAAUGGGAAAUCCUCUCUUUUAAUGAGAAACUCCAGUAUCCCAAGUUCUCUUGGACUGUUGAGAAAUUUUCUCAGUUGAAAGAAGAUAACUACAUAUCAAACACUUUCUCAAUGGGAGCAUGGAAAUGGGUUCUGUGGCUGUAUCCGAAGGGUGAGUCUAGAGCAGAUGGCAAAUGGCUAUCCCUUUAUCUGGUUUUGGCUGAUAGCAAUACACUAAAAGCGGACGAGAAGAUUUUGACGCAAGCAAAUUUGCGAGUUCUAGACCCACUUAGAUCCAAUCACUUGGAACGCAAACUGAACCAUUGGCACAAUGAAACAAAUUCUGGUUGGGGCUGGAAUAAGUUUUUGUCUUUAGCUGAACUUCGGAAGUCUUACUUGGACACGGAAGACGCGUUGACCGUUGAGAUCGAAUUUGAAGUUGUUUCUGCUACCAAAUAUUCUCCCAUUAUCUAAGUACUACGACAUUGCUAUUAGACAGUGCUACUAUGUCUUCGACCUUUUUUUUAUUUUUACUCGAAUUCUGUAUUUUAGACAAAAUUGGUUUUAUUAGAGAACUUCCCUUUGCAGUU